ACCCUGCGUAGUGGCGUGACGAAUCCUGGGACCGGAAGUAGGGCUGCACGGGGCGCCGGGUCUGACGGGAACCGUGCGCGCUCGGAGGUCUCCGGUGGCGGCCUGAGCGGAGCCCCCGCCCCGCCAUGGGUCUCCUGUCGGACCCGGUGCGCCGGCGCGCGCUCGCCCGCUUCGUCUUGCGCCUCAACACUCCGCUCUGCGUGCUGAGCUACGUGGCUGGCAUCGCCUGGUUUUUGGCGCUGGCUUUCCCGCCGCUAACCCAGCGCACUUACAUGUCGGAGAACGCCAUGGGCUCCACCAUGGUAGAGGAGCAGUUUGUAGGUGGAGACCGCGCCCGGAACUUUGCCCGGGAUUUCGCUGCCCACCGUAGGAAGUCGGGGUCUCUGCCAGUGGCCUGGCUGGAGCGAUCGAUGCGAUCCGUAGGGCUGGAGGUCUACACUCAGAGCUUCUACCGCAAACUGCCCUUCCCGGAUGAGACCCACGAGCGCUAUAUGGUGUCAGGUACCAAUGUGUAUGGCAUCCUGCGGGCCCCACGUGCUGCCAGUACCGAGUCCCUGGUACUUACUGUGCCCUGUGGUCCAGACUCCACAAAUAGCCAGGCUGUGGGGCUGCUGUUGGCACUUGCUGCCCAUUUCCGAGGGCAGAUCUACUGGGCCAAAGACAUAAUCUUCCUGGUAACAGAGCAUGAUCUUCUGGGCACUGAGGCUUGGCUUGAAGCCUACCAUGACAUUAAUGUUACAGGCAUACAGUCGUCUCCCCUGCAGGGAAGAGCUGGAGCCAUUCAGGCGGCUGUGGCCCUGGAGCUGAGCAGUGAUGUGGUCACCAGCCUCGAUGUGACCGUGGAAGGACUCAAUGGUCAGCUGCCCAACCUUGACCUGCUCAACCUCUUCCAGACCUUCUGCCAGAAAGGGGGGCUGUUAUGUACACUCCAGGGCAAGCUGCAGCCCCAGGACUGGACAUCACUCGAAGGACCAUUGCAGGGUCUGCAGACCCUGCUACUCAUGGUUCUGCGGCAGGCCUCUGGCCGGCCCCAUGGCCCCCAUGGCCUUUUCCUGAGGUACCGAGUGGAGGCUCUGACCCUGCGUGGCAUCAAUAGCUUCCGUCAAUACAAGUAUGAUUUGGUGGCAGUGGGCAAGGCUCUGGAGGGCAUGUUCCGCAAACUCAACCACCUCUUGGAGCGCCUGCACCAGUCGUUCUUCUUCUACCUGCUGCCAGCCCUCUCCCGCUUCGUCUCCAUCGGCCUCUACAUGCCUGCCGCUGGCUUCCUGCUCCUGGUCCUUGGACUCAAGGCCCUGGAGCUGUGGAUGCAGUUACAUGAGGCAGGAGUGAACCCUGAGGAAGCUGGGAAGGCUCCUGGCCCUGGGUCUCCACCCUUGGCAGCACAGGGCGUGAGCCUGGCCUCGCUUAUGGCACCCCUACUGAUCUCUCAGGCCAUGGGUCUGGCCCUCUAUGUCCUACCUGUGCUGGGCCAACAUGUAGCUGCUCAGCAUUUUCCAGUGGCUGAAGCUGAGGCUGUCGUGUUGACGCUGCUAGCAAUUUAUGUAGCUGGCCUAGCCCUUCCACACAACACCCACCGAGUGGUCAGCUCACAGGUCCCAGACAGGGGCUGGAUGGCACUGAAGCUGGUAGCCCUGAUCUACCUAGCCCUGCAGCUAGGUUGCAUCGCUCUCACCAAUUUCUCCCUGGGCUUCCUGCUGGCCACCACCAUGGUCCCGGCUGCUGCACUCACCAAGCCCCAUGGACCGCGGCCACUCUAUGCUGCCCUCCUGGUGGUGACAAGCCCAGCAGUCACACUCCUUGGUAGCCUGUUCCUGUGGCGAGAACUGCAGGAGGUACCACUGUCUCUGGCAGAGGGCUGGCAACUCUUCCUGACAGCACUGGCCCAGGGCGUGCUGGAGCACUACACCUAUGGCGCCCUCCUCUUCCCGAUACUGGCCUUGGGUCUGUAUCCCUGCUGGCUGCUUUUCUGGAAUGUUCUCUUCUGGAAGUAAGAUCUCUGGAGCAGAGAUCCCCAUGCCUCCGUUCUACCUCCUCCCUGGGAAAUAAACAAGAUCUAUGUUUCUGUUCAUUGGGACCCUGGCCCUCUGUCUACUCAGAGACCCUAGCAGUUGGCUAGGCAUUCCUCCUCAGCUCUCUGAAGGAGCCACCCCGGUGCUCCUCUCCUGAUGGCUGGAGUGGCAGCCUGGCCCCAUUAGCAUCUGGAGGAGAGCCUCAAGUGCAGAGCCUACCUUCACACACAGUCCUGCGGGGUGGGUACCCGGUUACCAGUGCAGUGCUCCUCAGUGCUGUGCUAGAAAUAAUUUGUGGCAGCCAGGGUUUGAGGGUCUGACAGGAACUGAGGCACCCAGAGACCACACAGCACCACCUUUGGUCUGCGUUAAGAUGAGCUGGAUGCUUGGGGUUUAGGCCAUGUUUCUAGCCAAGGCUAGAAUUUUAGUGUGGGCUAUAUAUGGAGGAACACCAGGCUCCACUUACACUAGCACAAGGGGAGGUGCCCACUAGAGGCAGAACUCAAAGUCUGGCUAGUACCCAGAAACAAUAGACUAAGGCCCGCACAAAAGGUGGCAGGUCAGGACGCAAUCCUGAGAAGGAACUGUAGUACCUUUUGUGGAAGAAGGAAAGAAUGAUGUGAUGUCAUUAGUGAUGUCAGGACCGUGUGGGAAACUGUGGGGCCUAACACAGCUGCUCUACCCAAGAAGGCUAUAGAGUCCACUCAGGACCUUCUGGGAUGCCUUCUGAUGGGGCCUGGCUUCUCAAUAUUGGUUCCUUUUGGCCUUUGUGAUUCUCAAAUUCUUUUUCACUUGGAGCCAAAGCUCAGUAUGUAAAGUCAGCUGCUGCUAGUCUGACAACCUGACUUUGAUCCUAGGGACCCACAUGGUGGAAAGAGAGGGCCAGCUCCCACAAGUGGUCCUCUGACCAUUCGUGCACUGUGGCAUGCAUAUAGCUAUAUACACAAAAAUUUUUUAAAUUUUAAAGUUUCUUUAGGGAGGAAAAAAUGGGGGGGGGAACUGCAGUCAGGAUGUAAUGUAUGCGAGAAGAAUAAAUAAAAAAUAAAAAUUUCUUUGGGAUCCCUGUGGACACCAUUGAUCUACCUGGGCAGGAGCCUAUGGAUUACACAUGGAGGGAAUGUGUGAGAACCCAUUGUGACAAGUAGCCUUGUAAUUGAGUCCAGUUUCUUACCCUUAAGGCCCUUCUCCAACCCUGCUUGCUUCCUGUCUCUGCCCUCGGGAGUGCUACAUCCUGGGUACAUCGUAGGCCUUGCUCUAUGUAGUUACCUAGGAAACCUUGUCUGUGUGCCUUUUGUCUUUGAACUGUCAUCUGGUACAAAAUUCCCCUCCCUGCAUUUUGGCUGGUUUUGGCCUCAGCUGUCUUUAACAGAAUGUUAGCAGUCACUUAAAACACAAGUGGACAUAUAUUUAUUUAGGGAACAUACACAGGAAGAAAGCUAA
Chionomys nivalis (European snow vole) is the source of this 3449-nucleotide messenger RNA. It is a transcript of the gene Gpaa1, whose product is annotated as glycosylphosphatidylinositol anchor attachment 1. The record is from RefSeq and is a predicted model, not a curated record. The transcript has 12 exons. Gene Ontology annotation, biological process: attachment of GPI anchor to protein. The coding region runs from base 126 to 1991 and encodes 621 amino acids. NCBI's taxonomy places the organism in Eukaryota, Metazoa, Chordata, Mammalia, Rodentia, Cricetidae. Gene Ontology annotation, cellular component: GPI-anchor transamidase complex; membrane.